CUACUACAGGUAUCACUGAAACUGGAUCAAGCCAAAGUCAAGGAAUUGGAACAGGUUUCACAUCCGGUAGCACUGUGGAAGGUAGUACAUCUACUUACACUGUUGUAACAACAGGAACUGGUUCAACUACUCAAGCAGUGUCAGGAACAACAACAAUGAUAUGUGAAGAAAUGCAAGCUGUUGAUGAAGCUGUUAGCAAGAAAAUUACUGUGAAACCUAAAGAAUUACCUAAAGAUGAAAAUCUGAAAUUUCAACCAACAUCUCCAGAAGGUGUUUCUUUCGACGAAAAUAAUCUUAAACCAACAAUUACUGUUCAAUUUGACAAACCUGCUGAAGUUCACUCAUUGACACUUCCACGUGAUAAAACACCUAAUGGAAAUGUUCAACAAUUUGAAGUUACAUUCUAUUCACCUUAUGGAAAUAAAAUCAAUGAUAUACCAAUCUUAAGUGAUUCAAGUCCAAAAGAAGAUAAAUCGAAGCCAGCUAAACUUGAUUCAACACAAAUACCAUCAGAUGAGCGUGUGUCCCGUAUAGACAUCACCAUUGUUCGUACUACUGAUGAUGAAUCUCCGAAAGGUGUUGUUUUGGAUAUUAGAGCUUGUACGGAAGUCGGAACAGGUACGCAGCCAUUCCCCAUUUACGAACU
Molecule: messenger RNA, 646 nt
Organism: Adineta ricciae
Lineage: Eukaryota; Metazoa; Rotifera; Eurotatoria; Adinetida; Adinetidae
Source: the annotation of a GenBank genome assembly